AUGGUCUCUAAUCGCCACAACGCAUCUCUGACUUCGUCCGAGAAGAAGCGCCUGCGGGACAGGAGAGCGCAGAAGAACCUGCGCGAUAAGCGGGAAAGCCGUAUCAAAGCGCUCGAAGAACGCGUCGAGUACUGCGAGAAGCACCAUGCGGGUGUCUGGAUGCAGAAACUGCUGACGACUGUAGAGAGCCUACAUCGGGAAAACGAGUUGCUGCGCGCCCGUCAGGAACGGUUGCGGAAGAUGGUGAUGUUGUGGGAGACUGAUGAGGUUGAACCCGCCUCGACUUCGCUGGCGGUGCAGCAGCUCCGUCGCUCAAUAGAUGGUGGGAGGGGGCUUCUGGCUGCUGAUUACUUCGAACCUGAGAAGGGAUUGUCGUUUACUCCUGACGUGGUCCUGAACAACACUCCAGCUGGCAAUCCUGAUCAGAUUACGGGUUUGACUCUGAAAUAUGCUGCAGAUCGCACGAGUGUGAUAAUUCCUGUCAACCCUUUGGAAGAUAUUCGUGCCACUGUGCCAAACAUCUCUUCAGCCAUUCGGCUGCCUGGGCUGCCCGCUUGUUCCCCCGUCCAAGCUCUACCCAGUGCCGUUCCCGCACGGUGUCUGAUCCCCAUGAAUGAGUAUGGAAACGAUCCAGCCUUGAUGCCGGCAAGCGCACCCUGGCUUGGACGCUCAGAUCUGAUUGCCACAUGCCCACCCGAACCGUGUCCGCUGGACCUACUGCACGGGACCCGCCGCAACUGGCUAGCCAACGAGAUCCACCGCGCCAUCCGACGCCGUGCGAUUCGCGACGCAGAAUGCCUCGCAUUUGGUUGGCUUGCCUACGUCUACAGCAAAUGGCGUGUUUCUCCAAAUUCCACGACCUUUGCCCGCUUGGCACCUUUCCAGCAACCCGUCAUGACACAGAUCCAGCAAAGCCACCCCACAGCCCUGGACAUAAUUAUCUGGCCCCAGCUUAGGGCGAAUAUCAUAAGAAAUUGGACCAACUACGACUUCGUGGAACUCACUGGGUAUCUGGGCGCGUGCACCAAGGUGCGCUGGCCCUGGGGGAAGGAUAUGCUGGAACGUGAUGCUAAUGACAAUCUGCAAAUGCGUCGGGAGUUUUUUGACGUUUUUACCUGUGAGAGUGGAUGGGGUCUUACCUCGGAGUUUAUCGAUCGAUAUCCGGAGCUGAUGGAGGGUAUUGAUAUUGAGGCUUUACGCUUUCGGAUGAUUCUGCCAAAUGAGCCUGAAUGA
This is a messenger RNA of Aspergillus clavatus NRRL 1, 1233 nucleotides long. Its product is annotated as bZIP transcription factor. The transcript has a single exon. The record is from RefSeq and is a predicted model, not a curated record. NCBI's taxonomy places the organism in Eukaryota, Fungi, Ascomycota, Eurotiomycetes, Eurotiales, Aspergillaceae. Bases 1 to 1233 code for a protein of 410 amino acids.